UUCAGUGUUUUGACAUUGGUGGUGAAGUCUCAAGUCCUGAAAUGAGAACUGCAACCACAAAGUUGGAAGCCCUUAAGGGUCAACGUCCUUCUUCCUUGUCCAUCAACAAAUAUUCCCAUUUGAUUCGCAAGCCUUCUUCAUCAUCUUCCACAUCUCAUCUCGUAUUGACCAAAGCCAUCACCAAUAACCCCAUCAUCACGUACACGGAAUCUCCCAAGAUAAUUCACACUAAGCCUCGAGAUUUCAUGGCUCUGGUUCAAAGGCUAACUGGCAUAUCCAACUCCAAUGAACAUCUCUUCCACGAUGCUGCCUCCUCUCAGAAUUCUGGGUCUCUUACGAGUGAUGACUCCAACAACCGACAAGAUGAACAACAACAUCGGGAAGAUGUUGGGGAUGGUCAAAGUUGUGUUAAGGAAGAGCCUUUUUCUCGUUCUAGUAUGGAUUUUUCGGAUUUGCCUAUUUUCACUCCAGAUUCUGUGUUUACAUAUGCAGCAGGUUCGCCAUUUGGGUUUUUGGGUGCUUUGUUAUCACCUUCCGGAAUGGAAUUCAUGAAAGAAUUGCCUGAAUAUUAGUGGAAUCAGUUAGUUCAAUCUGAAUAUGUUAGUUUUUUUACAUGUACAUGAGAUGAAUCUUCUUUUUCCAAAUUCAGAUUUUUGAGAUGAA
This is a messenger RNA of Vigna angularis (adzuki bean), 663 nucleotides long. Its product is annotated as VQ motif-containing protein 8, chloroplastic-like. The transcript has a single exon. The coding region runs from base 42 to 572 and encodes 176 amino acids. Gene Ontology annotation, cellular component: nucleus. NCBI's taxonomy places the organism in Eukaryota, Viridiplantae, Streptophyta, Magnoliopsida, Fabales, Fabaceae. The record is from RefSeq and is a predicted model, not a curated record.